UCUGGUGGAACUGGGGUGGAAUAAGUGACCGCGGAGCCGCUGUCGCUGGGGGAAAAGGAAGUGAAACGCGCAGAGAAGGGUGGAGAGCGCCAGAGAAAGGGAGCCGGAGGGGGCCCACUCAAGUUGGGGGCCAGAGAGAUCUAGAGGACGAUCCCAAGGGCAGGUGCAUGGGUCCUGACCUCACUUAGGAAGACCCCUGGAUCCGGGACCCCUUCCCCAGCGAGGCGUUGCCCAUGACAAGGACAUGCUCACAGCCCAGCUCACUCCAAGGGACAGGUGAGUCUUUCUUGCUCCCAGAACCGGAGCCAGGAAAACUCCAGGAAGCAGCAGUGCCUGAGAACAGAGGAUGAAACUGGGACCCUAAAACUCCUAGACUCCUGCUCUGCCUGAGCAACAGAAAGAUUUAACCUCUAGAGAAUUAAACCAGACCUUCAACAUGAAGAUUUUAUUCAUAGAACCUGCUAUUUUCCUUAGUGCAUUUGCUUUUACUUUGACCAGCCCAUUGACAACACAAUAUAUUUAUCAGAGAAUAUGGAAAGAGACAAGCAACUAUAGCUAUAUAGAAAGUAGCAAUAUUUCUGAAUGUGAAACAAACAAAAGCAAUCCAAUUUAUGGACUCCAAAAGGAAGUUCAAAAAAAAACCUCUUUAUUUAGUCUUCAAAUAGACUUAAGUGGAUUGAUUCCUGGCAUUGUGGUUACCUUCAUUCUUUUAUCCAACAGUGAUCAAAAAGGACGCAAAGGGCCUCUGAUUUUGCCUUCUAUAGGUGCUCUUUCAAGCAACAUUUGGCUUUGUUUGCUCUCAUAUUUGGACUUACCUAUCGAAUUUCUGAUAGUAUCCUCCUUUAUUACUGCAUUUUGUGGUAAUACAACAACCUUUUUGGGAGGAUGCUUUGCUUACAUAGUUGACCAAUGUAAAGAAGAGAAACAGAAAACUUUAAGGAUAGCCAUCAUUGACUUAAUACUUGGACUUGUUACUGGUCUAACAGGACUGUCUUCUGGCUACUUCAUCCGAGAAGUUGGUUUCGUGUGGUCAUUUUUUAUUAUUUCACUGGCUCUAGCCACUAACUUGAUAUAUAUUGUAUUUUUUCUUGAGGAUUCAAUUAGCGAUUCUUCAUCUAAGGAUUCUUCCUUGUCAUGGGGUAAAAAAUUUAAAAAAUUAUUUUUGAGAGCUUAUACGCUCUUUAAAAAUGUUUCUUACAAACAAAGGGCUUUGCUCUGUUUGCUACUUUUUACAAUGACCACUUAUUUCUUUGUAGUAAUUGGUUCAUCUCCUAUAUUUAUCCUUUAUGAGCUGAAUUCACCUCUCUGCUGGGAUGAAGUCUUCAUAGGUUAUGGCUCAGCCUUAGCAAGUGUAUCUUUCUUGACUAGUUUUCUAGGGAUAUGGCUUUUUUCUUACUAUCUUAAAGAUAUUUACAUUGUCUUCAUUGGAAUUUGUACCACCACUGGAGGAAUGGUAUUGGUCACUUUUGCCAGAAACACACUGAUGAUGUUGUUAGCGAGGAUCCCUUUCCUUUUUACCUUCAUGCCUUUGUCUGUCCUUCGGUCCAUGUUAUCCAAAGUGGUUCCUCCUACUGAACAAGGGACCCUGUUUGCCUGCAUUGCUUUCUUAGAGACGCUCAUUGGAAUCACUGCAGUUUCUGCCUUCAAUGGCAUUUAUUCAGCUACCGUUGCUUGGUUUUCGGGCUUCACGUUUCUGCUCUCAGCUGGUCUUUUGUUAAUUCCAGCAAUCAGUCUAAGUAUUAUAAUGUUUACUAAAUGGAAUGAAGACCAUGCUCUCCUCAUACAUGAAGAAUCCAGAGAAGACAUAUAGACAACUGAGCCAUUAUGUUUUACUUAUUAGCACUGUGGUAUGCUCUGCCUCUUGCCAAAUGAAAUGAUGGAGCAUAUGGCUUCUAUCACACUAUUAACUAAUUCACUGUUAACUAGAAAUAAGUCCCUGCUGACCAGGGACCAUGUUUUCUUUUUGCACUAACUUCUAUAGAAUGCUAUCUAUGCAUAUUGAACACUUAGUGUUAGAGUGGUGAUGUUCAUAAUGAUACAGUAAUACCAAUAUGGAGAUGGAAUUUUUCAAAAUGCUACUUUUCUUUCUUAACAUUUAAUAAAAGGGGUACAAAAUAGAAGGGCCCAGAGAAGCCACCAAAACCCAGAAGCUGUGAAUUCCAAAUCUUUGGUGUCAGUGUUCACCUCCUGAACAAAAUACAUGCCAUCUCUCUAACUUGGACUUAAUAUAUGUUGUAGCUCAUAAGGCAACCAGCCCUACCUCUCAGGGAUGUUUACGAUGAAUAAUUAAGAGAAAUUAAAAAAAAAAAAAACUGAUGUAGCAGCAUCCAGUGCCUGGAAUGAUGCUUUGCACUUAAAGAGGUCUUAAUGUAUUUAUUAUCUUUAUUGGCAGUUACCACCAUUUGGAAGAGGAUCACCCCUAAUAUUAGCUGCCUUUCUUUGUGUGAUGGCUAACCCAAAUUUGGUUGAGAAGUCCAAAAUUAUGAACCUCCAAAAGACUUGAGUACCAUGGGCUUUUUUAAUCAUAAAUUUUUUUACAGGAAAAGAAAUUUAUAUGAAGACGAGUCUUCUUGACUUUCUGAUGUUAGGUCUGGCAUUCUAUCUAGAUGUUCCACCUAGAUGAUGCCCUAUAUCAUUAAAAAUUUUUUCUAGUUUAUUUUAUCAAAGUUAAUCUUGAUAAUAUUUCUAUUUUUGCAUAUAGCGAUGGCUUGAAAAUGGGAAUGUGGGCUUAUAAAAUCCAUUUUUAAGUGUUAUAAAAAUAAAUCAAAAACAAUGUGAAUCAA
Gracilinanus agilis (Agile Gracile Mouse Opossum) is the source of this 2783-nucleotide messenger RNA. It is a transcript of the gene SLC46A3, whose product is annotated as solute carrier family 46 member 3. Gene Ontology annotation, cellular component: lysosomal membrane. The record is from RefSeq and is a predicted model, not a curated record. Gene Ontology annotation, molecular function: transmembrane transporter activity. NCBI's taxonomy places the organism in Eukaryota, Metazoa, Chordata, Mammalia, Didelphimorphia, Didelphidae. Bases 437 to 1810 code for a protein of 457 amino acids. Gene Ontology annotation, biological process: vacuolar transmembrane transport. The transcript has 7 exons.